This is a messenger RNA of Nelumbo nucifera (sacred lotus), 747 nucleotides long. The record is from RefSeq and is a predicted model, not a curated record. Lineage: Eukaryota; Viridiplantae; Streptophyta; Magnoliopsida; Proteales; Nelumbonaceae.
AUGGCUGUUCAACAACACUUCAAAGCUCGAUCCACUAAUAUUCUCUUAGCCUCCACUCCAAAAUCAGGCACCACAUGGAUGAACGCCCUCAUCUUCUCCAUUGUCAAUCCCCUUUAUGAUUUUUCUACACAUCCUCUGCUUACUCAUAAUUCUCAUGAGUGUGUUCCCAUGUUAGAAAUCAGUAUUUACAAAACCUCCCAAAUCGCCAACCCCGAUGUUCUUCCAUCGCCUCGCCUCUUCUCAACCCACAUUCCCUACUCAUCUUUACCAAAAUCAACAAUAGACUCCAAUUGUAGAAUCGUCUACAUUUGUCGUAAUCCAAAAGAUGUGUUUGUUUCCUUUUGGCACUUUGCAGAUGUGAUCCAAAUCAAGCUCAACAAGGACCAGCCAGUAAUCUCACUAGAGGAGACAUUUCAGAUGUUUUGCAAAGGAGCCUCCCCAUGGGGACCCUAUUGGGAUCAUGUUUUAGGAUAUUGGAAAGCAAGCCUGGAGUGGCCUAAGAGGAUACUGUUUUUAAAAUAUGAGGUUCUGAGAAGCAAUACAUCAGUUUGUUUGAAGAAAUUGGCCCAACACCUGGAGUACCCAUUCUCCUUGGAGGAGGAGAAACAAGGGGUGGUGGAAAAAAUAUUGGAAUUGUGUAGUUUUGAGAAUCUGAGCAAUUUAGAGGUGAACAAGAGUUCAGAUAAGGAAUUGGUUCCAGGGGUGAAAUUCAGUGCCUUCUUUAGAAAAGGCCAAGUUGGAGACUGA